Messenger RNA from Prorocentrum cordatum, 744 nucleotides. Lineage: Eukaryota; Dinophyceae; Prorocentrales; Prorocentraceae. The record is from the annotation of a GenBank genome assembly.
AUGCGCGCAUGGGCACAUUACAUAGCGGCAGGGAGUGAUGUCGAGGAGGUGCCCUUAUUGGCGGAGGUGGAUGACGGGGAUCCGGCUUGCGAAAAUGCCGGAAUCUUGGUCCGCAUCGAUUCCAGGGAGCGGAAACUUCUUGAGCAUCUUCGAGAGCACGAGGGAGACACGUUUCCUUUCACAGUCGAGACCUUGCGUGUGGCCGAUGUCAUCAUCGGUUCGCCUCCCUACGAAAUCUUCGUUGAGCGGAAAAGCUUGAAUGAUUUGGUCAGCUCCAUAUUUGACACACGGCUCCAUAAUCAGCUUGGGAAUAAACUCCAUGCCACUGAUUACGAGCGUUUUCGUACUUUGUUGAUUGUCGAGGGGCACUUGUCGUCUUUGCGGAUGAAGUGUGCAAAGGCCGCUGGGUUCGUCGAAGAGACAUCGGAGCAGACUUAUGAAUCGAAACGACGGUUGGUGAAUUCGACUCUGGCGAGGAUCACGAUCCGCGACCAGAUUCCGGUUUUGCGCUCUACAGAUAUAGCUGGGACAGUUGAGAUCAUCAGGACCCUCGUCAGCGACUACCCGCGGAUCACAAAGUUUGGGCCCGCUCAGUACAGCGUUCGGCUCGACAAGCCUCACAGGCCACGACGUGGGGAAGACCCCAGGGAAGUACUCUCUGACCAGCUCCGGUGCGUGCGAGGCCUCUCUCGCCAUGGUGCCCGGUGCCUUGCCGAGGGCCACCCACACAUUCGUCGUUUCUGA